Messenger RNA from Salvia splendens (bonfire salvia), 1914 nucleotides. Its product is annotated as serine carboxypeptidase 24. The transcript has 8 exons. Gene Ontology annotation, molecular function: serine-type carboxypeptidase activity. Gene Ontology annotation, cellular component: vacuole. Gene Ontology annotation, biological process: brassinosteroid mediated signaling pathway; proteolysis. Lineage: Eukaryota; Viridiplantae; Streptophyta; Magnoliopsida; Lamiales; Lamiaceae. The record is from RefSeq and is a predicted model, not a curated record. The coding region runs from base 235 to 1695 and encodes 486 amino acids.
AAAAUGAAAGCAUCAUGCAAGCUUGUACCUAUUUGAAGAGCUGUUUAAGAUCCCAUAAAUGCAUUGCCUUAUCACAUGUUUCCAGCCACCAUACACUGACAAUUAAUGAAAACAUCUCUAUAUUAUAUAUCCAACAUCCUCAUCUCAUCUCCCUUCAGCUUCUGAAAAUUUACUACUUCAUUUUCCUCCACUCUAGUACAAAAAAAUCACACACACUGACACAUACAUGUAGCAAUGGAGUUGAUGAGAAGAAUAAUCCAUGUGAUUAUAAUAAUAGUGUUGUCAACAGCAUUUAGCAAUAUUGCAUUUGGAGAUGGGAGAGGAGAGCAAGAUCUUGACCGCAUAACGGCGCUUCCAGGGCAGCCGGCGGUCAACUUCUCCCAAUAUUCCGGCUAUGUCACCGUCAACCAAGAAGAGGGCCGUGCCCUCUUCUACUGGCUCAUGGAGGCUGCCAAUCACCCGGACACUAAACCACUUCUUCUUUGGCUCAAUGGAGGACCUGGAUGUUCAUCAGUGGCGUAUGGAGCAUCAGAAGAAAUAGGGCCAUUUAGAAUCAACAAAAAUGCUUCAUCUCUCUACCUCAACAAAUAUUCAUGGAAUAUAGUGGCAAAUGUUUUGUUUCUUGAGUCGCCUGCUGGAGUUGGCUUCUCCUACACAAACACGAGCUCCAACCUCGAGGACUCUGGGGACGAAAGAACCGGUACAUUCCAUAUCCAUUUUUUGCAUUCAUUUGAAGCAAAAAGGAGAGAAUCUCAUCAAAAUUUGGUGUUGAUAGCUGAGGAUGCUCUGGUUUUCCUGAUAAGAUGGAUGGAUAGGUUUCCACAGUACAAAUACAGAGACUUUUACAUCUCUGGAGAGAGCUAUGCAGGCCAUUAUGUCCCACAGCUGGCAAACAAGAUAUAUGAUUAUAACAACAAAUCUUCCCAUCCCAUCAUCAAUCUCAAAGGAUUCAUUGUAGGAAAUGCAGAUACAGACAGCUACUACGAUUACAUUGGAACCGUGAACUACUGGUGGAGCCACUCCUUGAUAUCGGAUCACACAUAUAACUUACUUUUGAAAUCAUGCAAUAACAGCUUCAAAGAUACUUCUCAGAAAUGUCAAGACAUGCUGACGUACGUGGAUAAAGAAAUUGGGAACAUAAAUCUGUACAACAUAUACACAGAGAGGUGCAAUGAACCACAAGGGGGAGGAAGCAGGCAGUUUCUGAAGCGCAGGACAGUUGCACACUCUUCUGGAUACGACCCUUGUACAGAGAACUAUGCUGAGAUAUACUACAACAGGCUGGAUGUGCAGAAAGUGCUCCAUGCAAAUACUACCGGCAUUCCAUACAAGUGGACAGCAUGCAGUGAUCCACUUAUAAAUAACUGGAAAGACUCUCCCGCUUCAAUGCUCCCUGUCUACACGAAGCUGAUCGCUGCAGCGCUUAGAAUAUGGGUAUUCAGUGGAGACACAGAUGCAGUCGUCCCUGUGACAGCAACGAAACUUUCUCUGAGCCAUCUCAAUCUCAGAAUCAAAACUCCAUGGUAUCCUUGGUAUGUUGGUGGCCAGGUGGGAGGAUGGACAGAGGUGUAUGAUGGGCUAACAUUUGCGACAGUUAGAGGAGCUGGGCAUGAGGUUCCUCUGUUUCAGCCCAUGAGAGCUUUCAAACUUAUAGAGUCCUUCUUGUCUGGGAAAGACUUGCCAAAAUCUCAGUAAGAUAGCACAAAUGUACUUUCACGAAAACCAGGUGAAGGAAUAUCUAGAAAAAGUCUUAGAAUAGGAUCAUUCAACAUGAAUUGUAUCUCAAAGUUACAUGCUAUAGUUCUCAAGCAAAACUAUUUGUUCACAUCCUUGUUUUUAGCCAAAGGAAGAUUGUAUAAUGUAAACGUACAUGCAUUCUCUUUGACUAGAAACAAAAUUGUGUUUCUACAUAAA